Molecule: messenger RNA, 2729 nt
Organism: Limulus polyphemus (Atlantic horseshoe crab)
Lineage: Eukaryota; Metazoa; Arthropoda; Merostomata; Xiphosura; Limulidae
Product: zinc finger protein 664-like
Exons: 3
Coding region: 1-1374 (457 amino acids)
Biological process (GO): regulation of transcription by RNA polymerase II
Molecular function (GO): DNA-binding transcription factor activity, RNA polymerase II-specific; RNA polymerase II cis-regulatory region sequence-specific DNA binding
Source: RefSeq, a predicted model, not a curated record
AUGAGGACAGACCUUCAGAAGCAACACACUGAGUUGUGGCCUUGCCUAAAGCCAGGUAAGCUGAUGAGGACAGACCUUCAGAAGCAAUACACUGAGUUGUGGCCUUGCCUAAAGCCAGGUAAGCUGAUGAGGACAGACCUUCAGAAGCAACACACUGAGUUGUGGCCUUGCCUAAAGCCAGACUUUGUAACUAUGGAAGUAUUAAAGAUAAAGGCUGAACCCUCUUCUGAUGAAAAGCAGGAUGCUUUGUUAGAUGUCAAACUGAUCAAAAACGAAGAUGAAACAAUUACAUUACCAAGUAAUAUAAAGACCAGUGUGAACAUCUGUUGUGGAAGUCAGUUUCCUGGUGAUGAUGUGUUAAGACAAGAAGAUAUUUUUACAGAUGUCAACAAAUGCUCAAAACUAAACCAUGAUGUUUGUGGAGAAACAAAUUUGAAUGGAAGUAACAUAAAACAAUCAGAUAUACCUCAGGAUGUAGACAAACCUCACAGUUAUAUAACAUGUGAAAAGGAAUCUGUAACAGUUGAUAACCUAAAACAACAUACGAGAAUACCCACUGGAGAGAGACUGUACAAUAGUGAAUUGAAAAAACAAAUAUAUACUGGGGAGAAACCUUACAGUUGUGUGGUUUGUGGAAAACGCUUUCAAACAAAUAGUGGAUUGAAAAAGCAUGAAAGAAGACAUACUGAGGAAAAACAUUACAGUUGUACAGUUUGUGGAAAACACUUUAGAACAAAUAGUGGAUUAAAAAAGCAUGAAAAAAUUCACAAUGAAGUGAAACCUUAUAGUUGUGUAAUUUGUGGAAAAGACUUUAGAACAAAUAGUGAAUUAAAAAUACAUCAAAGAAUACAUACUGGGGAGAAACCUUACAGUUGUGACUUUUGUGGAAAACAAUUUGGAAGUAACUCUAGCUUAAAGAAACAUGAAAGAAUACAUACUGGGGAGAGACCUUACACUUGUGUAAUAUGUAAUAAACAGUUCACGACAACUAGUGCAUUAAAAUAUCAUAUAAAAAUACAUACUGGGGAGAAACCAUACUGUUGUGCACUUUGUGGCAAAGACUAUAAAAGAAUUGGGGAAUUAAAAAUGCACCAGAGAAUACACACUGGAGAGAAACCUUACAGUUGUACAAUUUGUGAAAAAAGCUUUAUAAUAAAUGGUAAUUUAAAAAAACAUGAAAGAAUACAUACUGGAGAGAAACCUUACAGUUGUGACUUUUGUGGAAAACAAUUUGGAAGUAACUGUAACUUAAAAAAACAUGAACAAAUACAUACUGGGGAGAGACGUUACACUUGUUCAGUAUGUGAUAAACAGUUUACAACAAAUAGUGCAUUAAAAUAUCAUAAAAGAAUACAUGCUGGGGAGAAACCUUAGAGUUAUGCAGAAGACCUUAAAACAAAUGGGGAAUUAAAAAUCCAUCAAGGAACACACUUUGUUGGGAAACCUUUCUAUUGUUUAGUUUAUCCAAAAUGCUUUCAAACAAAUAGUGAUUUAGAAAAGCAUGAAAUAACUUAAUCGGGAGAAAUCUUACAGUUGUGAAGUUUGUGGAAAUGAUUUCCACGGAUUUGAUUUCUGGAUUUUGGGACUUAAUGAUCUCAAACACUCAGUCUCAUAAUUUUGAAUGCUGAAGAAAGUAAUAAUAAAAUAAUUUCUAGUAAAAUAACGUGAUUCUAUUGUAAACUAAUAAAAAGAAUAAAUAAGAUACUGAUAAACAGUUCCAUUUUGUCUAAGGUUUGGUAUUUGUGUAUAUUUAACUUGCAUAUAGAUCUUUUGAGUAGGAACUUUAAAGUAUUGAUGUCAGUCAACAUGUUAAGAAGACGAAGCAUAAGAAGAUUUUGUUCAACCACUCAAACUAAGAAGAUAUUUCUUAAAAUUAAUUAGGAAAUGGUGAUUGAAAGCUGGUUGUUGUAAAGGAAAUAGUGGUUGAAAGUUGGGUUGUUGUGAAGGAAAUAAUGAUUGAAAGUAAAGUUGAUUAUUGUAAAAGAAAUAAUGAUUGAAAGUAAAGUUGAUUAUUGUGAAAGAAAUAGUGGUUGAAAGUAAAGUUGGUUGUUGUGAAAGAAAUAGUGGUUGAAAGUAAAGUUGGUUGUUGUGAAAGAAAUAGUGGUUGAAAGUAAAGUUGGUUGUUGUGAAGGAAAUAGUGGUUGAAAGUAAAGCUGGUUGUUGUAAAGGAAAUAGUGGUUGAAAGUUAGGUUGUUGUGAAGGAAAUAAUGAUUGAAAGUAAAGUUGAUUAUUGUGAAAGAAAUAAUGAGUGAAAGUAAAGUUGGUUGUUGUGAAUCAAAUAGUGGUUGAAAGUAAAGUUGGUUGUUGUGAAAGAAAUAGUGGUUGAAAGUAAAGCUGGUUGUUGUAAAGGAAAUAGUGGUUGAAAGUUAGGUUGUUGUGAAGGAAAUAAUGAUUGAAAGUAAAGUUGAUUAUUGUGAAUGAAAUAGUGGUUGAAAGUAAAGUUGGUUUGAUGAAGGAAAUAGUGGUUGAAAGUAAAGUUGGUUGUUGUGAUAUUAUGCUUUCAUAUUUCCAUGGUUGAAUUUAUAUAUCGUUAACCUUUAACGUGAUUUUAUAGUUCCAUUUUAUGUUUUCAUUGCUUUCCAACAAGGGAGAAAAGUUUUAUAAGGUGUGAAACUUGUGUUGUCAUAAUUAUUUAUUUUUAAUAUUAGUUGUGAUUGUAUUUAGAAGUUCAAGUACUAUAUAAUGAAUGUGACUAUUUCACAAAAGGGUCAGAAACAUAUACUGUUUCU